GCUGAGGUUUUUGGAAUCAACAAGGAAAAUUCAUACGGAUGAAAAGGAGAUCUAACUUUUGUAACCAUCCAGUAUGAUUCGAUUGAUGUGUCGUUAUUUUCGAUCGAACUCAAUCGAAUUUAUCAACAAGAGGCAAAUUCACUCUAUUUCAUCGGAAAUUCAAAAGUUGAAAUGGAGUGUUGCUGACGAGGAGAUGAACCCCCUUAAGAUUGCGGUGGUGGGGGCCGGGGCAGUCGGACUCUCCACAGCUUUCUGUAUACAGGACAGAAUACGGAACUGUGACGUCAACAUUAUUGCUGACAAGUUCUCACCCAGUACCACCUCUGAUGGAUCCGCCGGUCUGUGGACGCCUUUCCUGGUACCAGAGGAGCAAAUAGAGAUGGUCACACGCUGGAGUAUGGAGACCUACACGUACCUGCUGGAGAAGUUCCGGUCUGAGGAUGCCUAUAGAUACGGGGUUCAGCUUAUCUCAGGCUUCAACUUCUGUCAAGAAGUCAAAACGGACCCCCCGUGGUGUAAGGAUGUGAUAGGGUUUCGUCGUCUUGGAGAAGAGGAACUAAAACUUUAUCCUGGGAAAGACUUUGGCAUUUUCUACACAGCCUUUACUCUUGAUGUCCCUAGUCUUCUGUCUUCAUUCAUGAGAAAAUUCAGAGAGCAAGGUGGAUUUGUGAUUUCCAAAAAACUACGAUCCUUACAAGAGAUCGAAUCCUCUUAUGACAUCAUUGUUAACUGCACUGGUAUUGGUUCUGCUGAAUUACUGAACGACACAAAAGUCAAACCAAAAAGAGGUCAAGUAAUCCGGGUAAGGGCUCCUUGGAUUAAGCACUUCUACAUCGACAUAGAUAAGAAUGAUGACGUCACGUAUAUACUGCCUGGGAUAGAUACUGUGGUGUUAGGGGGGACAGCACAAGAUGGUGACUGGAACACAGAGGACGACCCUAAAGACAUAGAGGGUAUUAUGGAAAGGUGUCUUAAAGUCAUGCCAAGUCUAAAGGACAGUAAAAGGAUAGGCACAUGGGCUGGACUCCGCCCAUAUCGUGAGUCGGUACGGCUAGAAAUCGACAGAAACACAGACCCAUCCAAGGCCAAAGUAAUCCAUAACUAUGGCCACGCUGGAGCUGGCCUGACUAUAUUCUGGGGUUGUGCUAAGGAUGCAACAGAUCUAGUGAUGGAUCUUGUCAGGAUACAUAAAUCCAAGAUAUGAAACGACAGAAUUCAACUUAUAACAUAUCACAAUGAGAUUUCACAUAAGAAGCCUUUACUGGUGAAUAAGGAGACUUGAUAUACCACAUUGUCUGAAUCAUAUGGAAGACAAUACUAAAGAAAACAUUUCUCAAUAUGUCAGACUGUCACAUUUCUCAGCCUAUAUCUUAGAUUUGUUGAAAUUCUGUUUCAUGAUUGAAAAUAAAUUCCAUAUUCAAAUACAA
Molecule: messenger RNA, 1427 nt
Organism: Saccostrea cuccullata (small rock oyster)
Lineage: Eukaryota; Metazoa; Mollusca; Bivalvia; Ostreida; Ostreidae
Product: D-aspartate oxidase-like
Exons: 11
Coding region: 74-1204 (376 amino acids)
Biological process (GO): D-amino acid catabolic process
Cellular component (GO): cytoplasm
Molecular function (GO): FAD binding; D-amino-acid oxidase activity
Source: RefSeq, a predicted model, not a curated record